Penicillium subrubescens is the source of this 4062-nucleotide messenger RNA. RefSeq names its product GTPase-activating protein BEM3. Lineage: Eukaryota; Fungi; Ascomycota; Eurotiomycetes; Eurotiales; Aspergillaceae. The record is from RefSeq and is a predicted model, not a curated record. Gene Ontology annotation, biological process: signal transduction; regulation of GTPase activity. The coding region runs from base 1 to 4062 and encodes 1353 amino acids. The transcript has 3 exons. Gene Ontology annotation, cellular component: cytoplasm.
AUGUCGCAGCGGCGAGGCAGCGAAGAGGGCUCUCCAGGGCCCUCCAGAAACCAACCUCCGCCUGGUGCAUACCCGCCUCUAAAUACGGGUCUUAUCCCUCGAGAUUACCUAGCGCGAUCCGACAUGGCUACACGCCCCCAUAUCUCACCUUCCCCUCUACAAACCAACUCACUCCCUCAGUCCUAUCGACGCGACGAUUCCCCCAUCUCUCAGAGUCCGCUUUCUCCACGAUCGACCGCCAACUCCUCUCCGUCCCAAAACCGAUCGCCUAUAUCUCGUAUAGCCAAUGCGCCGUUCCCAGCACCCCCUUCCAACUCUGGCCAUCCCAUGUCCCAGUCCCCCGAUAUGGUGGGCGCGGACCAGUUGGAUAUGCCCGUUAGGCAUGGCGAUGGGGAUAUUGCCAAACCGCCUGGUGCGUCCGAGCCCGAUCGCUCCGCGCCGUCACCUGUCAGCUCUGUGCUGUCGGCACCCGGAGACCGUCCAACUCCCCGCGUCAUGCCUCGCACCUCGUCGAUUGACUCGGCGAUUUCUUCGUUGUCCUCUGCCUCCCAGCGAUCGACCUUCGAUGCCAAGUCCUUGAGCCCGGCUGAUAUCAGUAACCUUAUAACUGCUGCUGGCUCUGCGGAGGCGGUAAUUUUGCACCUCCUGAAGGAGAAACACCAAGCAGCAUCGCAGAAUUCUCAGCUCUGGAAGUUGGUUGACAAACAGCGGACGCUGAUUUUGGGGCUCAACAAGGAUCUGGAUCGUGCGUUCAAAGAGAAGGAAAAAUAUAAAAAGAAACUCAAGGAUCUACAGGACUCUGCGCCUCCAGUGCCAGCUGUUGAUACUUCAAUCCCGCGAACGAUCUUGGCUGACACGGAUCCCCGUGCUAGCCAGACCACCAUCGUUCCGAGUAGCGAGAACAAGGGUGGAGAGCGAGGGAUUGAACAGUCAACAGCUGUUCCCCCGAUUGCGACGUCUGGGCUGCCUCGAGGAGGAACCGAGGCAAGUCCUCGCUCAGCAGGCAGUCUUUCAUCCCCUAUUGGACCCGACGGGCAGAAGCUACCACAUCCAAUUCGCAAGCCACCGCCAGCACCCUUGAACCUGCGACAAGGUGGCCAUCCUCGUGAAGAGAUUGUCGACGCUGAUUCCGACUCCGACUACGGUGAUGGACGAGACGCGGAGGAAAGGUCGAGUUCGGACCGUGGAAGGAGAAAAACACGUGAAGAAGAUGAUCGAGACCGCGAGACUGGCCUGCAGAAAGAUAUGGGCGCACAAGGUUCCGUGGGUGCAGCCAAAUUCGAGGUCCCCUAUGGCUCGCAGGAUCGUGGCGGUAACCCGAUGGUCUCUCGUGAGCUAGUAACGAGAUCGCCACCAAAUGUCGGCGCAACCGGGUCCCUGGGAUCGGUCCUGAAUUCCCGACCCACCCCCUCGGCUUCGAAUGGGCGCACUAUGGUUUCUAUGGUUUCUAUGGCUUCUAUGCCGAAAAGCCCAGGUCUGCCAAUGAGCCCACGGCCAGAGGAUCGACCUAUCGGGUCCCCGCUGCCACGAAUGCCCCGAGAUUUUGCAGCUCAGGCAGGCUAUAACCUCGGAGGUAUACCUAUAUCUCCAAGAGCGUCAAACUACCCGACCAGUUUUGCAGAUGCUCAGUCCAUGAACGGGAGACCCGGGGGUCCAAUUCCCUCGAUUGAUCCCACGGUCAAGAUUGACAGCCCGAGAUCCGCACGGUUCCCGAAUACUUCCAUCUAUCAAGGCCUAGUGUCGGAUGAAUAUCCCGGCCUUCUUCUCCCACCAAAUGCCCUCCCGCUUAUUCAGGUUCGGGUGUCCUCCUCCCGGCUACGACCGUCUAGGAAUAGCUAUAUGGUGUCCAAGCCAUUGGACGAGGAACCAGUUUUCACCCUGAGCGUCAUCUCCAGAUCUGAGAUGGCGGAGCUUUGGCGCGUGGAGAAAGUUAUAGCAUCUCUCCCUCAGUUAGAUCACCAGAUCCGACAGUUGGCCUCUUUUGCUGGAAAAUUGCCUGAUCGUACCAUUUUCAGCGGCCAUUCCCCGGCCAAGGUGGAUGCACGCCGCGCCGCACUGAACACAUACUUCGACAGCCUUUUGGAUACUCCUAUGGAUGAGAGAGCGGCAUUGGUUAUUUGCCAGUUCCUCACUAAUGAUGCCAUCGAGCCUCGUGACGAUGAGACCAGCCUUGUAAAGGGUUCUGGCCAAGCGAAACAGGACAUGCCCAGAGGACCGGAUGGCAAACCCAGAAAGGAAGGUUAUUUGACCAAGCGAGGCAAGAACUUCGGCGGUUGGAAGGCCCGUUACUUCGUGCUGCAUGGGCCGGAGCUGAAGUACUAUGAGGCUCCUGGUGGCCCUCACAUGGGAACUAUCAAGCUCCUUCAUGCACAAAUUGGCAAGCAGUCUCAAAACUCCACCAGUCAAAGCAAUUCGCCCCCAGGCACUGAGGAGGACACUGACAAUCAGUAUCGCCAUGCAUUCCUUAUCCUGGAACCGAAGAAGAAAGAUUCAUCUGCUCUUGUGCGCCAUGUGCUUUGUGGUGAGAGUGAUGAGGAGCGCGAUCAAUGGGUGGAUGCGUUGAUGGAGUACGUGGAAGCGCCUUCUUCGGACAAUGAGAGCCGCGGAAAUGCAUCAUCGAAGCAGACCCAAUCCAAAUCUUCUAGUGCUGGGUCCAAGAACAAGGGCUCCAAGGACGGGAACAAACGACCAGGCCGUGGAGUUGAUAGUCCCGACCAAGAAGGUGGAGGUGCUGUGCAAGGAUUUAGUUUCGAUGAUACUGUUGCAGCUGAGCCUCCUAUCAUCGGUUCUUCCCUUGAACAGGCCCCUCGAUCUCCACACAUCCCCGGCCUGUCCACCGACUUCCGAGACUUGAACCAGUCUGCGGCUGACCCGACCAUGCAGUCGCCCAAGAUUAUUUCGGGACCUACCAAUGCCACGGUAAUCCAGGAUGUGGGAGCCUGGGGUAACAAGCCGACGGCUACAACUACGUCGGUCAAGGAGAAAAAGCGCAGCAUCUGGGGCUUCCGCACGAGAUCAUCCUUUGACCUGGCUGCACAGGCUAGCGAGACAGCCGCACCAGUCGAGCGCAGGGAGAACGUCAAGCCUGUCUUCGGUAUUCCCUUGGCGGAAGCUGUUCAGGAUUGCGGUCCGAUUGGCGUUGAGGCAGAUCUCCCUGCUGUGGUCUAUCGCUGCAUCGAAUACCUGCAUUCUAAGGAUGCCGCCUUGGAAGAAGGCAUUUUUCGCUUGAGUGGCUCUAAUGUUGUGAUCAAGGCAUUGAAAGAGCGGUUCAAUAAUGAAGGAGAUGUUGAUUUCUUGACCGGAGAUCAGUAUUAUGAUGUUCAUGCUGUCGCAUCUCUCUUCAAGCAAUAUCUGCGUGAACUUCCGACAACAGUGUUGACUCGGGAGCUCCACUUGGACUUCCUUCGUGUUCUUGAACUCGAUGAUAAGCAGAAGAAGGUCCUUGCCUUCAAUGCGCUGGUCCACCGACUGCCAAAGCCGAACCUUUCACUGCUGCGAGCACUCUCGCUGUUCUUGAUUGAGAUUGUCAACAAUUCGGAUGUGAACAAGAUGACCGUCCGAAAUGUGGGCAUUGUCUUUGCUCCCACGUUGAAUAUCCCGGCACCAGUGUUCUCGAUGUUCCUCACCGACUUUGAUAGCAUCUUUGGGGAUGCUGGCUCCAACUCACCAGCUCCAGCUGUAGAGUUGACUGUGGAACACAGUCUAUCGCCUGACGAUGUUCGGUCACCCCGCCACCAAAUGUUCUCAGACAUCCCAACCCCUUCUUAUAAUCAGACCUCCUUCCGUGGCCCUGGCGAUGGCUCGGGUGGUCAUGUUGACAAUUCUCGUGCUCCACACGAGACGGGCUUCAUCCCAAUGCAGCCCUCUUACGAACAACCGGGUUAUAGGAAUGAUGCCUACAACCAGCACCCCGGAGCACCGAGUCAAUACCACUCAUUGAAUGGGAUGUUGAACCCGAACUCGGACGAUACUCGUUCAGCCAAGGCCAAGAGGCGGGAAAGCUCCAUGCUUUUUAUGGAGAGCACACCAGAUGACUAUUCUCUCCACCAGGGCAAUAAAUAA